UGGCACUAAUAACAGAAGCGUUAAUUUUUUUCUUUUUAUAUUGGACCCGAGCUGGAUAAUAAAACAAGGAGAUUGACCAGGAGACAUUUGCAAGCAGGACUACAAUGGACGUUCCAUAGAAGUGUUUUAGAGGUGUUUUUUUUCUCAAAUCGGUGCACUUUUUUCCGACCGUCAUGAGGCUCGCCAGAAGUGGCUGGCACUUGACGCUGCUGCUGGCGACCGCCGGGAUGGUGACUUCCGGAAACGGUGGCGGUCAGAGGCGCGGAGGUAACGAGAGGCGGAGAAAGCUUCAUCGCGUGCAGAACGGCCAAUGCAGCUACACCUUCAUCCUGCCGGAGAUGGAGGGCUGUCAGGGCGGUGGGGACCACAUCGCCGGGAGCAACGUGGUGCAGAGGGACGCCCCGCCGGGCGAGAGCGAGUGGUCUGCUCAGAAGCUGCAGCAUCUGGAGAUGGCGAUGGAAAAUAACACGCAGUGGCUGCAGAAGUUGGAAAACUACGUUCAGCAGACUGGCAUGGUGCAUAUCCAAGCGGAUGCGGUGCAUAACCAGACGGCCACUAUGUUGGAGAUUGGCACUAACCUGCUGACACAGACCGCUGAGCAGACCAGGAAACUCAAUGUAGUGGAGACCAAAGUUAUGAACCAGACAUCAAGAAUUGCAAUACAGUUAUUAGAGAAUUCCCUAUCAACAAACAAACUGGAGAAGGAGCUCUUAACACAGAUUUCAGAAAUUUCAAAACUCAGAGACAAGAACAGUCGUUUGGAGGAUAAAGUCCUGGUACUGGAGUCACAGCAGAGGAGCGAGCUGGAUGGAAUGAGAGAGGAAAAAGAAAGACUGCAGGACCUGGUGAAGAGACAGACGUCAGCUAUAACAGCUCUGGAGAGACAGCUGAGAGCCGCCAGCAGCAAUAACUCGGCCCUGCAGAGACAACAUCAGCAGCUUAUGAAGUCUGUCCACACGCUCAUUGGUCUGGUGUCUAUUGGACCCGGGUUCUCACCGUCUCCACAGCGGUUUCGAGACUGUGCCGAGGCCUAUAAAUCUGGACACAACAUCAGUGGUGUCUACCACAUUUACAUUGGAGACAUGACUGAGCCGACAAAGGUCUUUUGUGAUAUGGAGACGAGUGGAGGUGGCUGGACGGUAGUCCAGCGAAGAAUCAAUGGUAGUUUAAACUUCCAGAGAGGCUGGAAAGAGUACAAAAUGGGAUUUGGUGAUCCCAGUGGAGAGCAUUGGUUGGGUAAUGAGGCCGUUCAUCUGAUGACAAGUCAAGCCCAGUACUCCCUCCGAGUGGAACUUCGAGACUGGGAGGACAAUGGUGCCUACACACUUUAUGACAAAUUUCAGCUGGCCAGUGAAAAACAACAGUACAGGCUCUCACUAGGCAGCUAUAGCGGAACAGCCGGACAACAAAGCAGUUUAGCAUCAAACGGCACAGGUUUCAGCACCCGGGACGCCGACAACGAUAAGUGUAAUUGCAAAUGCGCCCUCAUGAUGACGGGAGGCUGGUGGUUUGAUGCAUGUGGUCUCUCCAACCUGAAUGGAAUCUACUACACAGUGGGUCACAACAUCCGCAAACUCAAUGGGAUUAAGUGGCAUCACUUCAGAGGACCCAGCUAUUCCCUGCAAUCGACUGCCAUGAUGAUCCGACCAGCUGAAUUCUAACAUUGCGAUUUGAGUAUUAUCACGUCGAAUGAACCUUCAAACCAAUAUGCCUUACAAACAUCCUCGCAAGCAACACAGUUCUGAAAGAUAUUUGACAAACAAUCAGGAACGUACGAAUGCCGAUGUUUUAUAGCAAAUCAGAAAGACAGAAAUGUUAAAAACACCUCAUAUCUGCUCUGCGAUUUCUCCUUCAAAGCACAUUUCUCUUUCUCAGACCCACAACUUCUGUUCUCUGGACGUACGGCUCACAAACUGAAACAAUGUCAACAAUGCUUUGACAAGGGUCAUUGUUGUGGCAUCAAAUAAUCCCCCGUGCCAGAAGAACACUGAGAACUUUAGGAGGACUAAAGGGAUUAAAAACUCACGCUGAUUAUAAACAAAAGACUCAGUGAGGCUCUUCAUGUUUUUGGACUUAUUUUGAACAGUCGAUGCUGUCCAGACGAACACCAAAUGCACCUUCAUAUUUGUGUGGUAUUUUAACAAUAGCUCAUAACUGGAUAUUUUGAUAUUGUGCAUUUAUUAUGCUUCUAGCUUCAUUUUUAUAUGUCAAUGUUCUGAAUUGCGUCCAAAGGUAAUGCGUAACGCAAGUGUAUAUUGUAUCAUCAAUGCGACGGGAAUUACAGAACGCAUAAUGAACAAAAGCAGAAACACGGAAGAUCUGGGUAACAUGAACAAUUUAGCCCCUCAAGAUGAGCCAACCUGAAUAGCCUACUGUCAUUGAGAUGAAAUGCUAAUGGCUAACGUUCCCCAGGUAUACAAAUCUUAUUGGGUAGCUACCUGAAUGAUAACACAUCAGCAUGGACAUUUACAGAUAAUGCCAUGACUCCUUAGGUUUGAUACUACCAUCGCAAGAUGAGAAUACGCGAAGUAUGUACAAUGGGACUGUGUGCUUGUAUUCACGUUUGUUGUUGCAACACAGUUUUACGGGAAUUGAUGACAUUGUCACGAAAUGUAAUCUAUUAAUUUGUGUUCAUAGACACAGAUUUCUUCUUUCUUUUGUGUCACCCAGCACGAUAAUCUAAGAUAUUUUCAUACGCCAUAUCGUGAAUACAUAUCGACGCAAUCUGAUGGGAAUUCGUAGGCUACCUGUUUCACGAAGUGGCUCAUUCGUGUGAAUCCCUACAAUCUCAUUUGUACAUCCUAUUAUGUUUUGAUUUGCCCCUGUGACGUUGGUUUAGGGGCAGGGUUAGUGUGGGCCUUAAUUGUUGUUUUGCAAGAUUGUAAAAUUGGAGCGUUUUAGCAAAAUUAGCCUUUGCGGCUGUGAUUUUAGGGGUUUGGGCUGGGAUAAGGUGUUGGGAGAGCCACCUCCUUAAAUACUUAUGACCAUUUUUGAUAUCAGGUUAUAAAUGUAUGCACGCGGUCUGCUUAUUGAAAGUCAUGUUGACUGACACAAAAAAAGAGGUAAAUUCGUGAGCAAGAAUUAAUAGAUUCUAAAUUUCACUGCCUUGAAACUGGGUUGGUUUUUGCAUACUUACAUAAAGUAUGUGUCCGGCCCAAGAAAAGUUGGCCUCACUCAUGUGAUUUGUUCGUUUUUGUGUGUGUGUGAAAGAAAAAUGCUAUAUUUUGUUUACUGAUGUCUUUGUAUUCUUUAAAUUUAGAAUGACCUGUUCUUCCAAUGUAUGAAAAGUCAUGUAGAGUAUAUUUGAAGGAUGCACUUUAAGGAGCAAAAUAAGAGGUUCACCCUGUUGGCAGAUACUCUGAAUGUCUCUACAACUGAUAUAAAUGAGGUUAUAAAGUUGCUGCUUCACAGUAUUAGCUUUUGACCGUAAACCUUUCAACAUGUAUUACUUCUUUUAGCCAAUAAACCUUUCAUUGCAUAAUAAAACUUUGCAGGAACAUAAGAAGAUCAGCUACGCAAUCGAAAUGGAUAGUAGCUUUUUUAAAUAAUGUUGAAUACGCCAAAGGCUGUUUUGUCUCUUGAGAUAUUUGCUUCCUAGUUCAUGUUUUUUACUUUAAACUCAAGUCCAUCUUUCCGCCAAGAACAACGGAAGCGCAAAACAUUCCUUCUGUAAAAUGCCUAUAUUUGUAUGAUAAAUCUUCAUUUUUGUUUUGUUUUGUGAGA
Molecule: messenger RNA, 3723 nt
Organism: Triplophysa dalaica
Lineage: Eukaryota; Metazoa; Chordata; Actinopteri; Cypriniformes; Nemacheilidae
Gene: angpt4
Product: angiopoietin 4
Exons: 10
Coding region: 174-1661 (495 amino acids)
Source: RefSeq, a predicted model, not a curated record